Protobothrops mucrosquamatus (brown spotted pit viper) is the source of this 1277-nucleotide messenger RNA. It is a transcript of the gene CUNH1orf35, whose product is annotated as chromosome unknown C1orf35 homolog. Lineage: Eukaryota; Metazoa; Chordata; Lepidosauria; Squamata; Viperidae. Bases 48 to 1013 code for a protein of 321 amino acids. The transcript is spliced from 9 exons. The record is from RefSeq and is a predicted model, not a curated record.
CGCCCGGGUUUUGCACGUGAGGCUGCAAUCCUGGUUAAGCCUCCACCAUGUUUGGGUCCUCCCGAGGGGGUGUGCGCGGUGGGCAGGACCAGUUCAAAUGGGAAGAUGUGAAGACAGACAAACAACGUGAAAACUAUCUUGGGAACUCUUUGAUGGCCCCGGUGGGCCGCUGGCAGAAGGGCAAGGACCUCACCUGGUACGCCAAGGAGAAGAAAGGCGAUGCAUCUUUGUCCCGCAAGGAGGAGCUGAGCGCCAUCCGGCAGGCAGAAGAAGAAGCUAUGAUGGCAGCGCUGGGUUACAAGAAUGUGAAAAAGCAGCCGACGGGACUGAGCAAAGAGGACCUCGCCGAAGUCUGCAAACGGAACGAAGGAGAUCAUGACGAUAAGAGUGUCCAUCGUAUCAUGGGACUGGGUAGUUCACGGAAUGCUGGCGCCAGGGUGAUGUUUUCUAAGGAAGAUAAAGAAGCCGCCAAGCUGGGCCUUUCCGUGUUUACGCAUCAGCCAGUGGCAACGACUGCCAAACCCUCAACCCCUCCACAGAGGCUGGAUGAGGAAAACAAGGCCGCAAUAUUGGAGAGCGGAGUCGUCAAGAAGUCGAAAAGGGAGAAGCAGAAGAAAAAGAAAAAGGAGAAAAAGAAAGAGAAGAAAGAGAAGAAAAGAAAGAAAGAGAAGAAGAAGAAAGAGAAAGAAAAACACCAGAGGAAGAGAGAGUCAUCCUCACUGGACAAUUCUACUUCAAAUAAUGAGAAAAGGAAACAGAAGUCCUCUCUGGAUCCUAGCCGGAGUGACAAACCCUCAUCCCCGGCCCGAGCAUCACACCCACACUCCUACCGGUAUGAACGCAACACAACUCCGACGCCUCCCUCCAAGCAGAAAAAGGAGUACCGACAUCGAAGUUAUACCCAGUCCUCGUUUUCCGGAGGCAGAACUUCAGAGUCCCGGAAACGGACAUGGGAUGAAUCCUUAAAAUCCACUCCCGCUAAAAGGCGGCAUGACACGGAUUCAGACAAUUGACCCCUCCUUGUAAAACAAACCAGAGUUUCCCAUCAUGUCGUUACUUUGAUCCUAAAGCGGAAACAGAUUCUAGUUUGAUGCAAAAUUCCGUAUCCUUUUCCUAGGCGGGACGUUGAUUUCCCUCCGUCCGUUGUUACCGCUGCCCCAAAAAGGUCUUUUUUGUUGUUGUUGUUGUUCAAAAGGAUCCUGAACUUUUAACGAACACAAAAUUUAUGUUUACCGGUCAGCAGAAGUUGAUCGUUUACAAAUGGCGGGCCCAAAAUA